Molecule: messenger RNA, 1442 nt
Organism: Sphaeramia orbicularis (orbiculate cardinalfish)
Lineage: Eukaryota; Metazoa; Chordata; Actinopteri; Kurtiformes; Apogonidae
Product: zinc finger protein 239-like
Exons: 1
Coding region: 1-774 (257 amino acids)
Biological process (GO): regulation of transcription by RNA polymerase II
Molecular function (GO): DNA-binding transcription factor activity, RNA polymerase II-specific; RNA polymerase II cis-regulatory region sequence-specific DNA binding
Source: RefSeq, a predicted model, not a curated record
AUGAGUAAUCUUAAGAAACAUCUACGCAUCCACAGUGGAGAAAAACCAUAUGGCUGUGAAAAGUGUGGGAAGACUUUCACUGAGAUGAGGAGCCUUAAGGCACACCUGCGCAUCCACAGUGGAGAAAGCCCAUAUGACUGUAAACAAUGUGGGAAAACUUUCACCCACAUGCAUCACUUUAAGACACACCUACGCAUCCACAGUGGACAAAGACCAUAUCACUGUGAACAGUGUGGGAAAACUUUCACCCAGAUGAGUAACCUUCAGACACACCUACGCGUCCACAGUGGAGAAAGACCAUAUUACUGUGAACAGUGUGGGAAGACUUUCACCCAGAUGAGUAACCUUAAGACACACCUACGCCACAUCCACAGUGGAGAAAGACCAUAUCACUGUGAACAGUGUGAGAAGACUUUCACCCAUGUGAAUUUAUUUAAGGCACACGUACGCAUCCACAGUGGAGAAAGACCAUAUCACUGUUGUCAGUGUGGGAAAAAUUACACCCAAAUGAAUGGGCUUAAGGCACACCUACGCAUCCACAGAAGAGAAACACAGCGAAACAGUUUGAGUGUUACCAAUGUGAACAAAGAUUCUUGCCACACUCUGCUCUCUCCUACCAUCAACACAGAUGUGAAUCAUCGUCUGGACCAAACAGUACCUCAGCAUCAGAUGACAACAAGAAAUGCAGUGUCUGAACCAGCAGCACCGACUUCUUCUGACAAGAGCAUCAAACUUAAAAACCUCCAGAUCUGGCUCCAUAGAGUCCAGAUGUAAGGCACAUUUAUGCACCCACAGAGGAGAAAUACCAUAACACUGUGACAAGUGUGGGAAGGCUUUCAGAGCCUCGUCUGCAUGAUGUUCUCACUGUCACAUUCACCACAAGAAGGUGAUGUACCCAUGUGAUAAGUGCACCAAGAUCCUCUGGUCGUCCAACUUUUACAAAUGUCACCAACAGACUCAUACUGGACAGAAACCUUACCAGUGCAGAAUUUGUGACAGGUCUUUUAUCACAGGUUGACAAUGUACCAAAGAAGAAUGUGGCAAAACUUUCCACAAAGGACACAAACUGAACAUACUGCUACUUAUUGACUUUGUGGACAUUUAAUCAGUCACUUGUUGUGAUUCUGUUGCUGGUUGGGGUUCUCACCUGUUCAUUGUUCACAAAUGAAACCAGCUGCUCCUGUCACAAUUUUCCACAAUCGUUCUGUGCAGUUUAGGUUCAAGAAAGGCAACACCGCCACAGUUAUAAAAUGGCAGAAAGCAAAGUACUGCAGACCGCCUUUCUUUUUUCCAAAUGUUACUUUUUAUUAUGUGUAUCCAACAUACUGUGGUGACAUUUUUAUACUACUUUUUCCAAAAUUAAAUUUUUAUUGCAUGUAAAGUUUGGGACUUGGAGAUUUUAGGCAUUUGAUCCGUUACCAUGACAGUGAUUUUUUUUGUUU